GGGCUUUCUCCAGGCCCAGCCUGUCACAGCACUUCAUGCUCGAGACAUUAUUUCAGCUCUCAUCCGUCCCACACGUCCCCAGCCCUCACCCCAGCACAUUCACUGCGCUCCCAUUGGUGCAGAGCUGCCGCAGUGACUGCUGGGCUGGGCUGAAGCGUUGGACCCCAACGUUCUUCCUCUUCCCACAGUCACUGCUGCUGCUUCUUCAGCCCCUGCAUGCACCAUGCAGCCCCCUCACCUCUUCCUCUUUCUUCCCCUCCUCCUCCCUGGGAUGUGGGCAGACCCAGAAGCAGAGCCACAGGUUCUCCAGUACCUCCUGACCGGCCUCUUUGCUGACAUGGCCUCUGCCGAGGUGUCAGCGACGGGAGUCCUGGGGGAUGUGCCCAUCUUUGCACUGGAUCCUGCCAACUGGAGCAUCCACUUCCACUGGCCCUGGGUCAGCCAGGCUGCAGCCGAGGGUGACACCGAGAAGCUGAUGUCCCAAAGUCAAAUGGCUCUGCGCAAUAUGGUCCGAUAUGUGCACGACAAAGUCCAGCAGACAGAAAUGGACUACCCUCUGGUGGUCCAAAUCCGUGCGGGCUGUGAGCUGCACCCCAACACAUCAAGCUGGGGCUUCCUGCAUGUCGGGGAGGGUGGCAAAGACCUUGUAGCUUUUGAGGUGGAUGAAGAGCGCUGGGAGAUGCAGCAGGCGUCCCAGCUGGCAGAGCAGGUCAUCACGGACCUAAACAGUGCAACGUCCGUCAAAGUCCUCCUGGAGCACCUCCUGUCCUUCAUCUGCCAGAGCCAAAUCCGCACCCUGAACAAGUACGGGAGGGCCACUCUGGAGAGACAAGAGCUGCCCGUGGCCACGGUCUUUGCCCGCACGCCCAGCCCACACCAGCUGCUGCUGGUUUGCCAUGUCACCGCCUUCUACCCCCGGCCCAUCAGCGUGGCCUGGCUGAGGGAUGGCCACGAGGUGCCUCCGGGCCCGCAGCUCAACACCAGCCCCGUCCUGCCCAACGCUGACCUCACCUACCAGCUCUCCAGCGUCCUGGCCGUGGCCCCCCAGGACGGGCACAGCUACGCCUGCCGCGUGCGCCACCGCAGCCUGGGCACCCGCAGCCUCCUCGUCCCCUGGGAGAAUCUCAGCACAGCUCCAACCAUCAGCAUCACCAUCGCAGUGCUGCUCCUGGGUUCCACAGCCUCUGCCGGGGGAUUUUGGUGGUGGAAGCGCAGGUGAACUCUCCUUCCCAUUGCCUGCUCUAAGAUUUACGGGCAGGAGAGGUAAUGAGGCUACAUGGGAGACCCGGGAAUUCAUCAGCUGAGGCCUGGUUGCUCACUCAGAAACAGCCGGCCGCUCUCCCUGUUCAUUUCAUGUCCCACCUCUCACCCAUCAGCACCGACACUGUUUUGUUCUGGAAAACCGUGGCAUUAAACAGCUACAAACUUCCCCUG
This is a messenger RNA of Pseudopipra pipra, 1434 nucleotides long. RefSeq names its product T-cell surface glycoprotein CD1b-3-like. Gene Ontology annotation, cellular component: external side of plasma membrane. Gene Ontology annotation, biological process: antigen processing and presentation, endogenous lipid antigen via MHC class Ib; antigen processing and presentation, exogenous lipid antigen via MHC class Ib; positive regulation of T cell mediated cytotoxicity. NCBI's taxonomy places the organism in Eukaryota, Metazoa, Chordata, Aves, Passeriformes, Pipridae. The transcript is spliced from 6 exons. The record is from RefSeq and is a predicted model, not a curated record. Gene Ontology annotation, molecular function: exogenous lipid antigen binding; lipopeptide binding; endogenous lipid antigen binding. The coding region runs from base 224 to 1219 and encodes 331 amino acids.